This is a messenger RNA of Manacus vitellinus (golden-collared manakin), 5305 nucleotides long. It is a transcript of the gene GRIP1, whose product is annotated as glutamate receptor interacting protein 1. The transcript is spliced from 25 exons. The record is from RefSeq and is a predicted model, not a curated record. Bases 17 to 3757 code for a protein of 1246 amino acids. NCBI's taxonomy places the organism in Eukaryota, Metazoa, Chordata, Aves, Passeriformes, Pipridae. Gene Ontology annotation, biological process: neurotransmitter receptor transport, endosome to postsynaptic membrane. Gene Ontology annotation, molecular function: nuclear glucocorticoid receptor binding.
AGGGAGGGGUUGUUUAAUGGUACUGGAGCGGCUAGUGGGAGGCUGCAGCUUUGCUUUGGUGCUUGUGGUUAAUUCAUGCUGGACAGCUCUUUGUGAAACAGAGGGCAAAGGGGGCUGCUGGCUGGGGCUGCUGAGGAAGGAGAUGGAGCGCUUCUUGGGCUUUGUCAAGCAGAUAAGAAGAUCGAGGAGAAGAAAAGGCAAAAAGUACCGGCCAGAGGAGGAUUACCAUGAGGGCUAUGAGGAUGUCUACUAUUAUGCCUCAGAACAUUUUCGAAAUGAGAGUCCUUACACAAAAUCUGCAAACCAGGCAAAGGCACCUGAUGGAGCACUGUCUGUGAGGAGACAGAGUAUUCCAGAGGAAUUCAAGGGCUCAACAAUAGUUGAAUUAAUGAAAAAAGAAGGCACCACCCUGGGGCUUACAGUAUCGGGGGGUGUUGACAAGGAUGGGAAACCAAGAGUAUCUAACCUUCGCCAAGGAGGAAUCGCUGCUAGGAGUGACCAGCUGGAUGUAGGCGACUACAUCAAAUCUGUGAAUGGAAUCAACCUGACCAAAUUUCGCCACGACGAGAUCAUCAGCCUGCUCAAGAACGUUGGUGAAAGGGUUGUGUUAGAAGUGGAGUAUGAGCUGCCUCCAGUCUCUGUACAAGGAUCCAGUCUCAUCUUUAGAACUGUGGAAGUUACUUUACAUAAAGAGGGGAACACUUUUGGAUUUGUAAUAAGAGGUGGAGCACAUGAUGACAGAAAUAAAUCUCGUCCUGUUGUAAUAACAUGCGUUAGACCUGGAGGGCCUGCUGACAGAGAGGGCACAAUCAAACCUGGGGACAGGCUGCUGAGUGUUGAUGGGAUCCGACUGUUGGGAACAACACAUGCUGAAGCUAUGAGUAUUCUCAAACAAUGCGGGCAGGAGGCGACUCUGCUGGUUGAAUAUGAUGUCUCAGUGAUGGAUUCUGUAGCAACAGCGUCUGGACCACUGCUAGUUGAAGUUGCCAAAACUCCUGGUGCUGCUCUUGGGGUUGCACUAUCUACCUCGAUGUGCUGCAACAAACAGGUCAUUGUCAUAGACAAAAUCAAAUCUGCAAGUAUUGCAGACAGAUGUGGUGCAUUACAUGUAGGAGACCAUAUUCUGUCCAUUGAUGGCACCAGCAUGGAGUACUGUACGCUGGCAGAAGCAACACAGUUUUUGGCCAAUGCAGCAGAUAAUGUCAAACUUGAGAUCCUUCCUCAUCACCAGACACGGCUAGCACUGAAAGGCCCAGAGCACGUGAACGUUCAAAGAAGCAACAGGCAACUUACCUGGGAUUCAUGUGCCAACAGCCACGGCAGCCUCCUCACCUACCAGCAUUAUAACACCUACCACCCUGACCAUUGCAGGAUGCCAGCCUUGAAAUUCCAGAAAGCGCCUCCUCAAAAAAGCCUUCCUCUGGUGUCUUCAUCCUUCUCUCCUACCUCCAUGAGUGCAUACAGCCUGAGUUCCCUGAACAUGGGAACCUUACCUCGCAGCCUCUACUCCACCAGCCCACGUGGGACAAUGAUGAGGCGGAGGAUGAAAAAGAAGGACUUCAAAAGCUCCUUGUCUUUAGCCUCUAGCACUGUUGGUUUGGCUGGGCAGGUCGUCCACACAGAAACCACAGAAGUAGUGCUGACAGCUGACCCCAUAGUAGGGUUUGGGAUACAGCUCCAGGGUAGUGUGUUUGCUACCGAGACCUUGUCUUCUCCACCUCUCAUUUCCUAUAUUGAAUCUGACAGUCCGGCGGAAAGGUGUGGAGUGCUGCAAAUAGGAGACAGAGUAGUGUCAAUAAAUGGUGUCCCAACAGAAGACAGCACAUUUGAUGAGGCCAAUCAACUGCUCAGAGACUCCUCUAUCACCAACAAGGUCACCUUGGAAAUAGAAUUUGAUGUUGCAGAAUCAGUUAUACCAAGCAGUGGAACAUUUCAUGUGAAACUACCAAAGAAGCAUAAUGUGGAACUUGGCAUCACCAUAAGUUCUCCAUCCAGCAGAAAACCAGGGGACCCUCUGGUUAUUUCUGAUAUCAAGAAAGGAAGCGUUGCUCACAGGACUGGGACACUUGAACUGGGUGAUAAGUUGCUUGCAAUAGAUAACAUUCGACUUGACAAUUGCUCAAUGGAAGAUGCUGUCCAGAUCCUUCAGCACUGUGAGGACCUUGUAAAGUUAAAGAUCCGCAAAGAUGAAGAUAAUUCCGAUGAACAGGAGAGCUCUGGAGCAAUUAUUUAUACUGUUGAGCUCAAGCGCUAUGGUGGGCCUCUUGGAAUUACAAUCUCUGGUACUGAAGAGCCCUUUGACCCUAUAAUCAUUUCCAGCCUUACAAAAGGAGGAUUAGCUGAAAGGACUGGGGCAAUUCACAUAGGAGACAGAAUCCUUGCCAUAAAUAGUAGCAGUCUGAAAGGAAAACCUUUGAGUGAAGCCAUUCAUUUAUUACAGAUGGCAGGAGAAACUGUCACCUUGAAAAUCAAGAAGCAAACAGAUGCUACCAGUCCCAAGAAAUUUUCUGUCCCCGUGGGUCACAUGAGUGAACUGAGCGAUGCUGAAGAUGAAAGCUCUGCUGCACAGAAAUCUGGCAUGCUCUCGGACGUCUAUUCCACUACAGUCCCAAGUGUUGACAGCGCAGUAGAGUCGUGGGAUGGCUCUGGUAUUGAUACCAGCUUUGGAAAUCAAGGACACACCUAUCAGGCUUCAGGAUACAACUUCAAUGCCUAUGAAUGGAGGAGUCCUAAACAGACUAGUUUGUCCCCUCCAAGCAAACCACGAAACCACCCAUUUCAUGAUACAGGACUGGGUGAUGAGGAAUGGGAUCGACCUACAGUAAGCAGCACAGCAUCCAAGAAUAUAUGGCAACCGAAGGAGACUGAGACAUCAGGAGAGAAUCAAGAAAACCAUUUAAAGCAAACUUCUGUAGAAAGAUCAGGUGGAGAGAGCACCAGGAGCACGAAGAAAGAGGGCAAGAUGUGGAAAGGUGCCUCUGGAGGGCAAAGGAAAGGUGGGGGACAGCUGGAAGAGUGGAAUACAUCCAGCUUCACAGGUACCCAUGAUAACACCGAGGCUGACCAGGAGGAAAAUUUCUGGUCUCAGGCUCUGGAGGAUUUAGAGACCUGUGGCCAGUCAGGAAUUCUGAGGGAACUAGAGGCCACAAUUAUGUCAGGAAGUACAAUGAGUUUGAAUCAUGAAAACCCACAACCUCGUAACCAGCUGGGAAGACAAGCCAGCUUCCAGGAAAGAAGUUCUGUAAGGCCACAUUACAGUCAAGCUACUCGUAGCAACACAUUGCCAUCAGAUGUGGGGAGAAAGUCCAUGGUUCUGAGAAAAUUUAAGCAAGAAAUGAAAGAAAUCAUGUCACCAACUCCUGUGGAGUUACACAAGGUAACUUUGUACAAGGACUCUGAUGGAGAAGACUUUGGGUUCAGUGUCUCAGAUGGUUUACUGGAAAAAGGAGUAUAUGUUAAAAACAUUCGACCAGCUGGCCCUGGCGAUCUGGGAGGUUUAAAACCAUAUGAUAGACUUUUACAGGUAAACCAUGUUCGCACCAGAGACUUUGACUGCUGUCUAGUUGUGCCCCUCAUUGCAGAAUCUGGCAACAAGCUAGAACUGGUUAUUAGCAGAAACCCACUGGCAUCUCAGAAAGGAAGCUCAGAACAUCCUUCAGCGAGUGGGGAAUGGAGUGACCCAAAUAAUGCCUUCCUUCAGCAGAGCGGACACACUCAUGUUAAUACAGAGACACGGGAUCCUACAAAUACAUUAUAGCAGAAAACCAUUUCAGUGGGACAUUCGGUAACAAAAGACAAUUAUGGUGCUAAAUCCAUUUAAGAUUUCUCUCAGAUUGAGGCUUAGAUGCUGUAUAGCACUGAAAAGCACAGGAGGUCAGUCUGUCUGUCUCAAAGCUUCUAUUAAUCCAUGGUUACUUUUGAAAUAGUUUAAUUCUUCAUUAAGUCAAGUCAUUCCAUUCUAAACAAUCUAGCAUUAGUAACAGUAAGAAAAAUCAUAAGGGCCUUUUUUUUCCCCCAAAUAAGAAACUGGGGAGAUGUUUUAAACAUGAUCUAAAUGUACCUCUUCCUUCAGCAGCAGCAGCUGUUUGAGGGAAGAGCAUGGAGUUAACCUCUGCUAACAAACAGUGGUGUCCAGGUUACAUUGUUUUUAAAAAACAUUUUAUCAGAAAGGUGCUGCUGUAUGAUGGGCAAGACAGAGUGGUUUACUGCACUGGGUUUUCUUGUGAAAUGGCAAGAAGGGUGCACUUAUCAGACAAAGCAAGGCUUAGAUGUUUUAACUAAAUGCUUGCAGGAGGCUGCAGUUUGCAGUGAACGUUACUGCCCCAUUUCGGUAAACUUUGUUAGAACCAUGUUAUUCCCUAUGCAAUGAAGUAUUUAAUGGUAUGUCUUGCAACCCGUGGGGAUUUUUAAGCAGAGACUUUUUUAGUCAGAUAAAACCUCUGAAUGAGGAUUACUGAAAAGAGUAAAACUGAAAUGAGUUCAGACAAAUUAGAAAGGUUUUUAAAAGAAAAUGGUGUUUUUUUAAACAAUGUCCGUGGAGAUUGAUAUGAAAGCUCUUUAAUGAUCCAUAAACCUGUAAACUUGUACUGUCACACGUAAGCUUUUUAAGUCAAACAAUUUCUUGAAGGGACAAAGGUCCUAUUUAAUAUGCUUUGUUUUCAGCCUUCUUUAUGAUAAACAUUACCCUCUGUGACGCAUUUUUAGAAUUUAAAAUUGUAAAUAUAUUUUACAAACACAUCACACAAAUUCUCUCCUCUCCCCUCUCCCCCCAAGCAAUAAGAUACUGCCAGUUGCUCUAUAUUCUCACCAGCAGCUGCUUUGGUUUAUUCUGGUAUUCAAGUUGUUAUUAGUAAUUAUUGUUAUUGGUGAAUAUAAAGAUACUGGAUUUGUACAUUUGUAGAGUCUCCAUAUCUAAGCAAUCACCUUACAGAGUUGUUUCUGGUCAAUUUAAACUGUUUAACUGUAUCCCUGUUACUAUUUCCAAUACAUGAACAAGCUCACCUGCCCUGCACACACAAGUAUCUCCAAUUUCUAUUUCAGCACUGCCAGAAAAGGUCAGAAUGACAUUUAAGGCUGAAUCAUGUAAAAAAACCACAAACAAAACAAAGUUCAUGAGUCACUUAAAUAUGUAUUUUUAUCUGUAACAAAUAAGUAUUAAACUGUAAAGUAUUUUUGUACAAAUUUAAUACUUUAAUAGCAUGAUAUUUAUCGUCUAUGUUAUGUUUUUUGAAAUUCAAACUGUUGCAAAUAUUUGUAUGGAAAAACUGUAAAAAUUGAAAUAAACAGUGAUUUAAAGACAUUAAAA